Drosophila busckii is the source of this 466-nucleotide messenger RNA. RefSeq lists its product as uncharacterized. Lineage: Eukaryota; Metazoa; Arthropoda; Insecta; Diptera; Drosophilidae. The coding region runs from base 91 to 372 and encodes 93 amino acids. The record is from RefSeq and is a predicted model, not a curated record. The transcript is spliced from 2 exons.
AUUAUAUAUUGUUUUCUUACAUCACUAAGCAGCUGCAUAGCAAACGCACAUUGCAUUUUGAACGUAAUAUAGUUUUCUGGAGUUUAAAGGAUGCCGACACCAGUUAAGAUUAAAAAGAUAGUGGUAAAGAUACCACGCCACCCAUAUAUACGACCACAAGCUGAUUUGGAGCGUGUGACGAUGCGCAAGUGUCGUGUGAAUUUGGAACGGAUGAAGAGCCAACAAUUUCCAGAGUUUUCAGUCAACUCCAAACAGAAGCGUUGCUGUGUGCGUGUUGCACGUUUGCCGAAUGUGGCACGCAGUGAGUUGUCCGUAACACCAGCAAGCUCCGUAGUUUACUCCGAUUUCAGCGAUGGCGAAUCUUCCGACUAACACUCACUAAAAUAAAUCAUAAGCAUCACUAACCAUCUAUAAAUAUAAAAACAACAUUUAUGUAUACACAUAUAUACAUAUACGCAUUGUAUUA